CAAUCCACCAGCGCUGAAGGCCAUGAGAAGGUAAUCGAGCGGCUGCUGGCGCACGGCGCUGACGUCAACGCGCAAGGCGGACACUACGGCACGGCGCUGCAAGCCGCCAGUGUUGGAGGCCACGAGAAGGUGGCUGUGCGGCUGCUGGCGCAAGGCGCCAACGUCAACGUGCAAGGCGGAUCGUACGGCACGGCGCUGCAAGCCGCCAGCGCUGGAGGCCACGAGAAGGUGGUCGAGCGGCUGCUGGCGCAU
Molecule: messenger RNA, 252 nt
Organism: Eremomyces bilateralis CBS 781.70
Lineage: Eukaryota; Fungi; Ascomycota; Dothideomycetes; Eremomycetales; Eremomycetaceae
Product: ankyrin
Exons: 1
Molecular function (GO): protein binding
Source: RefSeq, a predicted model, not a curated record